Messenger RNA from Aspergillus clavatus NRRL 1, 870 nucleotides. Its product is annotated as N-acyl homoserine lactonase family protein. NCBI's taxonomy places the organism in Eukaryota, Fungi, Ascomycota, Eurotiomycetes, Eurotiales, Aspergillaceae. The transcript is spliced from 4 exons. Bases 1 to 870 code for a protein of 289 amino acids. The record is from RefSeq and is a predicted model, not a curated record.
AUGGCAGUCCCUAUGCAGCAACUCGCUGCAGCAUGUCUUCCUGCAUAUGUCUGCCCCCCAGGCACCAAGAUGCACUUGCUCAACCUAGGGACAUUGAAUGUUGAUGAGGGCUGGCUCCUUACCGGUGGCAAUGGCGGCACAGCAAGCAACCCCAAUCCCGUCAACAAGCGGAGAGACUUGAUGUUGAUUGCCGGCCUGAUCGAUCACCCCGAAAUGGGACUGAUCCUGUUCGAGACUGGCAGCGCUGAAGAUGUACACAGGCAAUGGGGCCCAGUUUCCGUGGAUCUCUUCCCCCGGACACGCUAUGAAGAACAUCAUCACUUACCUGCAGCCAUCAAGGCGGCUGGCUAUGACAUCAAAGACGUGAAGGCCGUUAUUAUGGGCCACCUGCACUUGGACCAUGCCGGUGGACUAGAGCAUUUCCGCGGUACUGGCGUACCGAUCUACGUCCAUGAGGAAGAGUUCAAGCAUGCCUGCUGGGUUGCAGCAACCGAUGCCGAUGGAGGCGUAUACUUGGCCGACUAUCUGACGCUUGAUGCCUUGAACUGGCAAACGUUCAGCGAGUCGCAAGUAGAUCUCUGCACGGGAAUCACGCUGUACCAUUGCCCUGGCCACACCCCCGGCCUGUGCAUUAUGCAGGUCAACCUCAAACAAGACGGAACUUUCAUCUGGACAACGGACCAGUUCCAUGUUCGCGAGAACUAUGAGCUAAACCAGGCCCAGGGCUGGCUUCUGAGAGACCACCGGGCGUGGAUUGAAAGUGGUAAAUUCAUCAAGCGUCUGCAAAGACUCUUCUCCGCGAGCCUGAUUUUCGGGCACGACUAUGAGACCGCAGACAAGCUUAUGAAGAACAAAGAUGUGUAUGAGUGA